GAUGCUGUGUGUGUGUGUGUGUGUGUGUGUGCAGUGUGCUUUGCUUCCUCAAUGCCUUUAUAUGUGUGCACACGCAUGUGUGAGCAUUGUGCAAGGGGUGUGUGUUUGUUUGAUUGACACUUGUGGAGAAACCAACUUUGGAUUUAGGCAGCCUGAGCUUUAUCAGUGGACAAUGUAUUCUUUACUUUGAUUGUCUUCACCUAAAUGCAUAAACUGCUCAAUAGGUGAAUAAGUUAUACUUUUGGUAACAUUUUGGUUGCACUUUAUUUUACAGUACGUGUACUAACAUGUACUUACAGUGUAUUUAUCUAAGAAAGUUCAGGUAAUACAAGGUAACUACAUGGGAUAGGGUUAGGUUUAGGGGUAGGUUCAGGGUUAGUACCUAGUUAUUACAUAGUUAUUGUAAUUACUACAAUAAGUACAUAGUAUGUAGAUGAGGAACAGGACUGUAAAAUAAAGUGCUACCAACAUUUUAGAUAAUUUCCUAAAUAGUAGGUUCCAGAUAUCAGGUUCCCCCUGAUGCUUAAGUUGGUUUUUCUGCAUCUGAUGACCCCUUGCCCUGAAAUGUCACUUUUCGCUUUGUUCUUUUUUCCCUCUGUUUAGCUCUUCAGUUGCUCGAGGAAUAAUGCCUAACUCACUGUUUUACCUUUUUUUCAGCCUGCAUGAUCAGUCAAGCUUUAACAUUAUUUUAAGUUCUACUAAUGAUUGCAUUUGUAUUUGCAUUUUUAAUUUUAGGACUUUAGAUGGCAAUCACAUUUGAAACGGUGUAUUCUGAGGGAUUUUUAUGACCAGUUGUAUCUAAUUUCAUUUUUGUAAAGUAAUCAUUGGUGCAUGUUAAAACUUUUAUUAAGAUGCAUCAGUAGAUUGAUAUCAAUAAUUGGGUGUUUCUUUGUCAAAAUGAUAAAACACAACAGGAUUUGCAUUUCCUGAAUGAAAUAAUAAUGCUUGAAAGUAACAAAAGAGUAACGUUAAAGUUUUAUUUGUGUGUAAAUAAAAAUCUGCCUUCACUUAAUGAUAAUUAACACAGUUAUAUGAUUGAAUAGUUGUGAGUAAGAAGAAAUGUUGCAAGUCAUACUGCAAAUAUGAUGAUAUUAUGGUGACAUCAUUACAGUUAGGUGAAUUUUAAGUGCUAAACAUUCUACCAAUGUCAGCUAAAAAUUAUUCUAAAGUAAAAAAAAAAAAAAAGUAGAAUGCUUAAUAAGGCUGACAUUACUGAGAUUAAUAUUUUUCAAGGUUGAUAUUAUAAUUACCUAUUUCUUAGGCAACCAUUUUAGAAUUUUCCAUUAUUGAAAAAAAUAGUGUAGUAACCCAAAAAUCAUUUUAUUACCUGUAUAGAGUGACGUAUGAGUGCUACUACGUGACAGGAACAUUGGUAGUGUGAAAGUACAAGGGUUAACCAGAAUGUUUGAAUAUUAUUACUACAGCACAGCGUUGCAAGCACUAGCACAAAGUUUGAAAGCGAUGAGUUGAGAAUUGGUGAGAAGAAGUGUGAAAAAUGUCUGGGGGAAGAUAGGAUAUUUUUGGUGGAAGCAUGGUGUGUUAAAAACAAACCAUGCUUCCAAUUAGGAAAUAACUUUCACUUGAGGAUAUAGAGGACGGAUGUUGGAACAAGGUGCUGAUUUGUUGCGUGACCUCUGGGUGUACCAAAACUAAAUCAUUUGCAGGGGGUGAAAAAGACCAAAUUCCUGAAUUUCUUUAAAUGCCUCCUUAGAGGCUUUUCUAGACAAACCAAGAAAUAAAACACGUUUUCCCCUUCCCCCCUCCCUCUAUUUCACAGUAUAAAUAGUUUUCAGAGCCCUCCAUAAACAAAAAAUUGGAAUUCUCUCUCUCUGUCUCACAAAUAGGAUCCAGAAGACGAAAGGAAUACGGGAGAGUCCUGCAGGGAGCCGACCCCCUCCUCCUUACGCUCUCCUCCCCUCUUCCCCCACGUUUGUCAGAAGUAACUUUGUACUCACUGGACAGAGCAGGGCCCAUCAAUGGAGCCCAUUCACCAGAGGGACCUUUAAAGACCCCAUUAUUUCCUCCAUUCACAUGGUUUCAAUCUUGUCGAGAGGAAUUCUCCACAUAGUCUUAAGUGAAGGGAGACCCGCUCUCACCAGAACACAAGCUGUAAAACUAGCCAAACAAUACAGGAGCAGAACACAGGAGUGAAAAAAACGUUAUUAGCUGGAGAAAAAGGUGGAAAGGAGGGAGAAAACACUCUGUAAUGGGAAAUUGCAGUAGAAUUGUAUGCUAUUUAAAACUCUUGCGUGUCCCGGGGACUAAAUGGCGUACAGAUGGACAUCUGGCCCCUUUUAAGAACAUGGCUGCAAUGCUUCUUCGGAGGACCUUACGGUUGCCAGAAUUUCAGGCUCAUUUUUGAUAUUGAAUUUUUUUCCCCAGGCUGAUGUUUUGAAGUUUAAUAUCAGUAGAAGUUGUGUCAUUAUUUAAUGAAUUAAGUUUGAAAGUCUAUCUGGUGACAGUUACUCACUUCUCAGGUUGACUUCUAGAGGUCAGCACUGUUGUAAAGCUAUGGGCCAAGUGUAGCAGUCAAGAUCACUGCCUUCUGUAUGAACAGCCAACAUGAGCGUUUAUCUAGAAUGUCAUAACUCACCACGUAUGUUAUGAAGGGAAAAUCGAAUUUGCCUCAGCGUAAUACUUUGGCUGUAGCACAUUACUGAUGGAGCAUUUGGAUUGUGUGUGUGUGUGUGUGUGUGUGUGUGUCACUGACACUGAUUUUUUUUCCCAGGCAAGAGUCAAGUCAGGAAUUCAAGUAGACAUCCUUUAUCAUCAGCCAAACCAAAUCAUUUGCAACCAAAGUAACCAGACAAACGUGCUGCUGACUCCUGCUUGGAAGUAGUCUCAUAGAAACCUUGAUUAGAGUGCCUGUUGUUUGGUUUCUAAUAAUUCUGGAGGAACAUGCCGAAGUAAGAAGACAUGGCCCAAGACGUUCCCCGAGGAGGAGCUGAGGAAGCGACUGACCCCAAUGCAGUACCAUGUAACUCAGGAAAAGGGCACAGAGAGUGCUUUCACAGGAAAAUAUACAGAUAAUAAAGAGGAAGGAAUCUACCAAUGUGUCGUUUGCGGUGCCCCUCUUUUCACGUCUGACAAGAAGUUCGACUCUGGAUCAGGAUGGCCGUCCUUUUUUGAUUUGAUCAAUAAGGACUCUGUUACACUAACUGAUGACUUCUCGUACGGAAUGCACAGAGUGGAGACAACCUGCAGUCAGUGUGGUGCUCACCUGGGCCACUUUUUUGAUGAUGGACCUCGACCAACAAAGAAACGCUACUGCAUAAACUCUGCUUCUCUCAAUUUCCGGGCAAAAGACAGUCCUUCUGAGGAGGUGGAAGCAUCCGGAGGAGCAGGUCAAUCACCACCUUCUAGAGAUCAGCAUAUAAGGAAAUGUAGACACCCUGUGUGUCCUCUUUGGGUUAACUGCAGAGGUGUGCUUGGUGAGCUGCUGAAAGUCCUUCAGGUCAGGAGAGGUUAAGUCAGCCUCGCCAUCCUCUUUGGAGUGCUGUUGUUUAGAGAACAGAGUGGUUGGCCUUACUCUGAGAUUGUGGGAAAAAUUUGUCCAACGGGCCUGUCGCUGAGAGCGUUUAUGUUACCAAUGCAAUAAAGA
Molecule: messenger RNA, 3601 nt
Organism: Carassius gibelio (silver crucian carp)
Lineage: Eukaryota; Metazoa; Chordata; Actinopteri; Cypriniformes; Cyprinidae
Product: methionine-R-sulfoxide reductase B3, mitochondrial-like
Exons: 7
Coding region: 2966-3469 (167 amino acids)
Biological process (GO): response to oxidative stress; protein repair
Cellular component (GO): cytoplasm
Molecular function (GO): peptide-methionine (R)-S-oxide reductase activity
Source: RefSeq, a predicted model, not a curated record